AUGGCUUACAAUGACCCAAAACGUGAAAUAAACUAUGAUAUUACAGAAGUCCAUGGUGAUUCAGAUAUAAUCAGUAAUGAAAAAGUUGAAACUAAGAAAAAAUCAUGGAGGAAUAAACUUUUUGGUGAAAGUAUCAAGUAUAAGACAAAAGAAGAGAAAACAUUUGUUAGAAAAUUAGAUUUUUGGUUAAUCUCAUGGACAUUUAUUGCAUAUUUAAUCAAAUCUAUUGAUCAAGCUAAUGUUUCAAAUGCUUAUGUAUCUGGUAUGCAGGAAGAAUUGAAUUUUAAAGGUCAUCAGUACAAUUUAUUAGAAAGUUUUUUCAAAAUUGGUUAUUCAAUUGCUCUUGUUCCUUCUCAAAUUAUGUUGAAUAAGAUUCAACCAGCAUAUUGGUUAAGCUCUUGUGAAUUAAUUUGGGGUAUUUUAACAGCUUUAUGUGCUGUUCCUAAAAAUAAUCCAAAUGGAUUAUAUGCCAUCAGGUUCUUUAUGGGUAUUUUUGAAUCAAGCAGUUGGCCUGGUAUUAUUAUAAUCCUUGGAAAUUAUUAUAAUAAAGAAGAACUAGCGUUAAGAAUUGGACUUUUCCAAACAUCAUCUUAUGUUGGUGCUAUGUUUACAGGGUUUAUGCAAUCAUCUAUUCAUACAACUUUAAAUGGGAAACAAGGACUCUCAGGAUGGAGAUGGAUGUUUAUUAUUAAUGGUUUAAUGACCAUAGUUGUCGCAGUUAGUGGAUUCUUUAUUGUUCCUGAUACACCUGAGAAUGGUGGUGCAAAAUAUUGGAUGAAUGAUGAUGAUAGAAGAAUAGCAUUAGAAAGAAUGGAAAGAGCAGGUAGAAAAACAAAGAGAAAUAUGACUUUGAAGACAUUCAUUUCAACUUUUACUGAUUGGAAAACAUGGUCAUUUGUAUUAAUCUUUGCUGUAAAAGGUUGGACUAUAGCACCAAAUUAUUUUAAUUUAUAUUUGAAAAGUUUGAAAAAUUCAGAUGGAUCCAAGACAUAUACAAUUUCUCAAUUAAAUACGAUCCCUAUUGGUGGUAAUGCCCUGCAAAUUAUUUCCCUGAUACUUUUCACCAAAUUAGCUAGUAUAUUUGGACAUUCAUUAGAAUUUAUUAUAUUCCAAGGUUUAUUAGCUUUCUUUGCAAAUGUUUCUUUAGCAGUUUGGCCUUCUUCAAGAAGUUAUCAACAUGCAUGUUUCUUCAUAAUGCAAUUCACAGAGGCAAUAGGUCCAUUCCAAUUGACAUAUAUGGCUGAGGUUUUCAGUGAUUCACCAGAGAAAAGAGCCAUUUGUACAGGUAUAACUGUUGUAUUUGUUUAUGCUAAUGUUGCAUGGCAAACUAUUUAUUUAUGGCCAGCAAAUGAAGCACCAAGAUAUAAAUAUGCGUAUAAAGUAUCUUCAGCUUAUAUUGCAAUCAGUAUAAUUGGUACUAUAUUUUAUUAUUAUUAUGUUUAUAAACCAGCUGUGGAAAGAAAUGAAAAUUUACAACGUAAAAGAGAAGAAGAAGAAAAUUUAGGUACUUUGACUGAUUGA
Molecule: messenger RNA, 1521 nt
Organism: Hansenula ciferrii
Lineage: Eukaryota; Fungi; Ascomycota; Saccharomycetes; Phaffomycetales; Wickerhamomycetaceae
Product: putative transporter SEO1
Exons: 1
Coding region: 1-1521 (506 amino acids)
Biological process (GO): transmembrane transport
Cellular component (GO): membrane
Molecular function (GO): transmembrane transporter activity
Source: RefSeq, a predicted model, not a curated record